AAGCUUUGAAAUCAUGUGAGCGGGAAAAUUUUUAAAACACAAUAGCAUUUGCAUGCUGUAUACUUCAUCUCUCUCUCUCAACAAGGGGGAAAGAUCUCGUUCUCUGAAUUAGGGUUUAGGGUUUCCACGCUGAUCUAUGUGCGGAUUUUCUCAGAUUGAAAAGAUGGGUGUCGAAAAUUAUCAUGUAAUUGAGCUGGUAGGUGAAGGUUCUUUUGGGAAGGUAUACAAAGGAAGGCGGAAGUUUACAGGGCAGACUGUUGCAAUGAAAUUUAUUCUCAAGCAUGGGAAAAGUGAGAAGGACAUUCAGAAUCUAAGACAGGAAAUUGAGAUUUUGAGGAAGCUGAAACAUGAAAAUAUCAUUGAAAUGCUCGACUCCUUUGAGACCCCUCAAGAGUUCUGCGUUGUCACAGAAUUUGCACAAGGAGAACUCUUUGAGAUUCUUGAGGAUGACAAGUGCCUUCCUGAAGAACAAGUUCAAGCAAUUGCAAAGCAGUUGGUGAGAGCAUUGCACUACUUGCACUCCAACCGUAUCAUACAUCGAGAUAUGAAGCCACAAAAUAUUCUCAUUGGUGCUGGUUCUAUUGUUAAGCUUUGUGACUUUGGAUUUGCACGUGCAAUGUCCACAAAUACGGUUGUUUUACGAUCCAUAAAAGGUACUCCUUUGUAUAUGGCCCCAGAGCUGGUACGGGAGCAACCCUACAACCACACUGCUGAUUUGUGGUCUCUUGGAGUUAUCUUGUAUGAAUUGUUUGUUGGUCAGCCUCCCUUUUAUACAAAUUCAGUAUAUGCACUCAUCCGGCACAUCAUUAAGGAUCCAGUUAAAUAUCCUGACAACAUGAGUGCAAAUUUCAGAAGCUUUCUAAAAGGAUUGCUCAAUAAGGUACCUCAAAAUAGAUUAACCUGGCCUGCACUUUUGGAACACCCAUUUGUUCAAGAAACGUCAGAUGAACUGGAGGCCAGGGAAAUGCGUGCUGCAACUGCUGCAGCCAGGGGCUGUGAUGCAGCAUGGAGGGGUGAAGGAAACAUCAUCCAGGCUUCAACUGGUUCUACUGUUCCAAGUCCUGAGAAUAGAAGCCAUUCUCCUGCUGCUUUUGAGAGCAAUAAUGCUUCAAAAAUUCAAUCUGGUGCUCAAUCAUGUAGUCCUAACUCUGCUACAGUCAAUUCUUCACCACAUGAGGAGUUCCCGGGAUUUGGCAGUCCUAAUGAUGUUAAUCAGUCAGGUUGCCAGACAUUAGACAAAUUAGAAAAUAACUCUCGCACGGUCAAAGGUGCAAAAAUUAUUGGUCAAGACAAUGAAGCAUUAGCAUUUAUAUUGCUUCCACUAAAAAAAUGGUCUAAGGAGUCCCAAAACUCUGGCAGGGAUCAAGACAUGUUUAGUUCAAGCCAGUCACUUAAAAUUCUUUCAAACCUAGUUGCAGCAGGUGCUAUCCAUUCUAGUGGACUACUUGAUGAAAUAAUCUUUGAAGUUCUUGGAUUUACUGCUGCUGCAGUUAAUGUGAAAUCAGCUGAAGCUAAUGACUUAAUAGCAAAGAGCUUCUCAAUUAUCAAAAUGUUGGUAGAUAAUAGUGGAAGUGGCAUUGGGAGUUCAUAUUUCCGGCACUGGGUUUCCUCGGUUGAAAUCUUUUCCCAGGUUGUUGGCUGCAAUGAAGAUGCUUCAGGAAGAAUUCUGUAUGAGUGUAAUGCUUGCAUUGCAACCAUGUUAUCUCAUGUAGCUCAGGGUCUUAAAGCAUGUGCUCCAACGUUGGUUCCUGAUGCAGCUUCUUCUCCUUCCAGGGUGAACGAAAUCCUAAAUCGGAUUUUGGACCAUGCCAAAACUUCUGGUUUAGUGGAUCAUUUGUGUCUAUGUUUGGAAAAUGCAGGCUUAAGUCUCUUAUCUGGUUCUUCACAUUUAUUGCGUGCUGCUUGUGAAGCAUGCAGGGCUAUUUGGUCUCUAAUAGAUGCAUUGGAAAUUCUCUUUGUGAAAGAAAAUGUAUAUUCAUUUCCACUAAACACUUUGUGGAGCCACUCGUCACUCCAAAUUGACAAUAGGGAACAAGACCGAGGUUCAUUGGUUGGGAUAGAAUCAGCAAAAAUUGUUGAUGUGGUGACAAGAGCAUUCCUCCGGUCCAAAGACAUACAGGUUGCUAUCUACUAUUGUCUUCAUCAACGACUUGAAGCCCCACUUUCUGCUGGUAUCCAGCUAAUGUUGAGAUGCUGCCUGCAUAGUGGAAUUGUUCCAAGUGUUCUUUGUGGCCUUCGAAGUUCUCUACCUGUUACUACUAUUGUUAGUGGUGGAGGAGAUGGUACUAUUCUUUCAGAGAUAUUCUCCAUAUUAUCUUUUUGUGCUUCAUGUUCAAACAAAGAUGCACAAACUGGCGAAACAAAUAACUUGAAGGGCAAGAUAACCAAUCCUUGUGGCCUGGUUCUACAUUCAUGCCUUAUCAUUGCGACUGUUGCCCAGUGUUUAAAGUCAUCCGGGAGAAAUUCUGCUUUAUUUAUGCUCACAACUAAUUCAAAAAAGCAGAGUUCCAGACUUUCACUCCUUGCCCACCAUUUUUCUUCUGAUGAGAGGAUGAAAACUUCACUUCAACCUCAUUGUGCAUCAGCCAUGCUGGCUCUUGCAUCUAUUCUUUCCCUUGAAACUGGAGUUUCUAUUGAGUCCUCCAUCUCUGAAAUUGCAGUGCCACUGAUCCCUCGUACUGCCACACUUUGCAACCACCUCAAGAUUAUAUCAGGGGAUGAAAAUGAACUGGGUUCCACCAUCCCAAAUGGCAUGCUAUCUUAUUGGCAUGGCCUUAGGGAUGGAUGUGUUGGUUUAUUAGAAUCGAGGUUGAAGUGGGGAGGAGCAUUAGCUGUUCAACAGCUUUGUGCAAGUGGCAUCCCUCAGCUUCUUAUUAAUUUGUUGUAUAACAACCAUUCAAAGGCUUGUCCUCAAGGAAUUGACAGCACAAUAGAUCGAGUAGGGCUCUCAUCUGUAGGAGUUGUGUGGACAGUUUCUUCAAUAUGUCAUUGCCUUUCAGGUGGAGCUUUAACUUUUCGUCAGACUUUGGUUCGGAAUGAACACAUCAAGCUCAUCUCUUGCUUGAUAUCUGAUGUACAUCUCAAGCUUGUAAGGGUCUGGGGUGGUCCUGGUGGAGGGAAGGAUGGGGUCAGAGAUGUAAUAAAUGCAGUGAUUGAUCUCUUAGCAUUUCCUUUUGUCGCAGUACAGAAUGCUCCAGGUUUGCCAUCUGCCACUGCUUCUGUAAACAGUGGUUUUCUUUUAAACAUGGGUUCACCUGGUGGGAGAGUGUGCGUGGAAGACAAGGACAUGGUGAAAGCAAUUGAGGAUGACAUGGGAAAGUAUAUUAAAAUUCUUAUGGAGGUGGGAGUGCCUGGAAUUAUUCUCCGGUGCUUGGAGUAUAUGGAGCUAAAAGAUAUGGGAAGGCCUGUUGCUUUUCUUGCAAAAAUGGCAAGCCAUCGUCUUCUUGCGGUUCAACUUGUGGGCAAAGGCUUGUUGGACCCAAAAGGAAUGAGACGCUUGCUUGAUUGUUCAUGCCCUAGAGAGGUCACUUUGGAUGUUCUGAUGAUAAUUUCUGAUCUAGCUCGUAUGGAUAAGGCUUUCUAUGAAUAUAUAAAUGGGGCCUGCAUAUUAGAGUUCUUGAGGGAGUUUCUUACUCAUGAAGAUCCCAAUGUACGAGCAAAAGCUUGUAGUGCUAUAGGCAACAUGUGUCGGCACAGUUCCUAUUUCUAUGGUUCACUGGCUAGGCAUCAUAUCAUCAGUCUUCUAAUUGAUCGGUGUGCUGAUCCAGACAAAAGAACAAGGAAAUUCGCUUGUUUUGCAAUUGGCAAUGCUGCCUACCAUAAUGACAAUUUGUAUGAAGAGCUCAAGAGAUCCAUUCCUCAACUAGCAAAUCUUCUGCUUUCAGCUGAGGAAGACAAGACCAAAGCAAAUGCAGCAGGUGCAUUAAGUAAUCUUAUUCGCAACUCUAACAAGCUCUGUGAAGAUAUCGUGUCCAAAGGAGCCUUGCAGGCUUUACUUAAGCUGGUAGCUGACUGUUCUGCAGUGGCCCUGAACCCAACUAGAAAAGAUGCCAUUAACGAGUCGCCUCUAAAGAUAGCUCUCUUUUCUUUGGCAAAGAUGUCCUCCCAUCAGCCAUGCAGGCAGUUUAUCCGAUCAUCUGAGCUGUUCCCUGUAAUUGGAAGGCUUCGACAAUCCCCAGAAUCAACAAUUGCUAACUAUGCAUCUCUUAUCAUCAACAAGGUCUCAGAAGCUUGAAUUCCAACUAUGUAUACUCAAACCUCGAUCUUAUUAGCUUGGUUUCCUCUAAUCAGCUAUGGCAACACAGUUGAGUCCUGUAAGUAAUUCUUUGUAUGUAAUUUUCAUGUAUAUCAAUCCAUAGUUCAAAGUACCGAAUAUUUCUAGUUGUUGAAUAUAAUUUUUAUCAGGAAGCAUAUCCAACUCUCCAUGCCCAUUUGUUUA
Molecule: messenger RNA, 4438 nt
Organism: Vitis vinifera (wine grape)
Lineage: Eukaryota; Viridiplantae; Streptophyta; Magnoliopsida; Vitales; Vitaceae
Product: serine/threonine-protein kinase TIO
Exons: 23
Coding region: 137-4234 (1365 amino acids)
Biological process (GO): protein phosphorylation
Cellular component (GO): cytoplasm
Molecular function (GO): ATP binding; protein kinase activity; protein binding
Source: RefSeq, a predicted model, not a curated record